ACACACCAAUUCAGCAACUCACAAGUUUUACAUGCUCGUGUAGCAGGACGGGGAUAAAUUCCGGAGAAGCCCCGAAGCCGCUUUUGCUAAGAACGGUGAACGUAGGAGAGAACCCAGGAAACGCCCUGCCGUGAAAACACUGAAGUAAUUAACAUUGGCUACCAUGGCUUCCUCGUUGGAGCCUGAAAACCCGUCUCCAAACAUUUUUAUCCCAGAGGAUUGGUCUGAGGCGGCAGACUCCAUAGCACUCGAUUCUGUCACUUCCCCACCUCCUAUUGCUUUCAUCUGUGGCGCCAAGAACUCCGGCAAGACCACCUUCUCUCGCCACCUCCUUAACGUUCUCCUUCAAAGGUAUAGAAGAGUGGCUUACUUGGAUACGGAUGUUGGGCAGUCUGAGUUUACUGCUCCCGGUUUCCUAUCCCUCACAGUUGUUGACAAAAUGACUCCAGAUUUGACAGUUCCAUGCCUGAAGACGCCAGAGAGGUCCUUUUUCUUUGGUGAUGUUUCUUCAAAAAGGGACCCUUCAGCAUACUUGAAAUAUAUUCAUGCACUAACUGAUUACUAUAAAAAGAAGUACCGCAUGUCUAACAAGAGUGAAAGUCCCAGUAGAGCAGAAUUGCCUCUUGUUGUGAAUACACCUGGCUGGGUGAAAGGUUUUGGCUAUGAAAUGUUGGUGGACAUGUUGAGAUAUAUUGCUCCUACACAUGUGGUAAAGAUAAAUAUAUCAGCUCAGAGUAAGAAUCUGCCUGCUGGAGCAUUUUGGUCGGAUGGCAAUCAUGAUGAACAGGUUAAUCUGAUAGAGAUCAGAACUGCUCGUCAUGACACUUUUAAUAGAUCGGUUCUAAUACAGAAAGAUGCACGCCUUCUACGGGAUUUACGAAUAAUGGCUUAUUUCAGGCAAUGCUUUCCGAGUAACUUGUCAAUUACCACAAUUAAAGAACUUGCACUUGCACUUGCUUCUCAUCCUCCCUACGAAGUCCCAAUAUCAAGCAUCAGAAUUAGACAUCUUCAUUGCCAGGUUCCAAGUACUGAAAUCUUCUACAGUUUGAAUGUGACAAUUGUUGGCUUGGCUGUUAGUUCAGAGGCAUCUGAGGAUUUACCAUGGUGUGUUGGUCUUGGGAUUGUAAGAGGAAUUGACACAUUCAAAGGUCUGCUCUAUGUGAUCACUCCUGUUCCACAAAGCAUUCUUGAAAAGGUUGAUCUUUUCCUGCAGGGCUUUAUCCAAAUUCCUACCUGCUUGUUGCAGGUCAAGGGAUGCAGAUCGCCUUAUAUUUCUGCAAAUGUUUUGCCUACAAGCUAGCUGAUAUAGGUUUGCUGACCUCAAGAACUUCAGUUUAUCUCUGUUAUAAAAAGUUAGUAUCAAAAGCUUGCAUAGUUAUAGGAAUUAAAGUCACUGGCUGAAUUUGAACUAACCAUGUGCUGGUUAUAGUUUUUUUUUUUUUUUUUGUAUUUUUGUAUUUUUGUAUUUUUGUUUUAUUAAUUAUAGCAAUACCAUGGACGAGUUACACAUGAAACACAGAUUAAAGCUUAUGAUUUUCCUUCUGAUCGAUCCCAUGUGGCUUGAUUAUUGCAUCCUCCAUGUUGUAUUAUGAAAGACAUGCUGUGAACAUGUUUUGGGUUAUGUUUUUGCUGCCCCUUGUACCGUGCAAGAAUUAUUUUCAUUAUUGGGUUAUGAAUCAAUUCAGGUGUACCCA
This is a messenger RNA of Rubroshorea leprosula, 1694 nucleotides long. Lineage: Eukaryota; Viridiplantae; Streptophyta; Magnoliopsida; Malvales; Dipterocarpaceae. The record is from the annotation of a GenBank genome assembly.